Molecule: messenger RNA, 2377 nt
Organism: Chionomys nivalis (European snow vole)
Lineage: Eukaryota; Metazoa; Chordata; Mammalia; Rodentia; Cricetidae
Gene: Sts
Product: steroid sulfatase
Exons: 10
Coding region: 140-1822 (560 amino acids)
Molecular function (GO): arylsulfatase activity
Source: RefSeq, a predicted model, not a curated record
AGGGCUCCGGGGGUAGCGGACGAUCCCGCGGCGCCCCGAGGAGUCGAUCGAUUAACGCGCGAACUCCUGCACGAGCCACGGAGCCCCGGCCGCGGCGCCCACGGCUCCGGACGGACAAACGGCGACGACGAACUCGACGAUGUCGCUGCUCCCGGCCCUCGCGCUCCUCCUCCUGCUUCGCACACGCGUGUGCGGGGCCCGCGACCCCGCGAGGCCCAACUUCGUCAUCAUCAUGGCCGACGACCUGGGCAUCGGGGACCUCGGCUGCUACGGGAACAGCACGCUCAGGACGCCCAGCAUCGACCGCCUGGCCCGCGAGGGCGUGAAGCUGACCCAGCACCUGGCGGCCGCGCCCCUGUGCACGCCCAGCCGCGCGUCCUUCCUCACGGGGCGCUACGCCGUGCGCUCGGGCAUGGCCUCGCACAACCUCUGCGGCGUGUUCCUGUUCGCGGCGUCCUCGGGCGGGCUGCCCCCCAGCGAGGUCACCUUCGCACGGCGGCUGCAGGAGCGCGGAUACCGCACGGGGCUGGUCGGGAAGUGGCACCUGGGCGUGAGCUGCCGCCACCGGGACGACUUCUGCCACCACCCGCAGCGCCACGGGUUUGAGUCCUUCCACGGCUUCCCGCUGACCAACCUGCGCGACUGCAUCCCGGGCUCGGGCUCUGUGUUCGAUUCCGCCGCGCACUGGGUGGUGCGUGUGCCCGUGCAGGUGCUGCUUGUGUGUGCGCUCACACUUGCGCUGCUGCGCCGCCUGGGGCUGGCGCGUGUGCCCGUGGCGGUGGUGGUGGCACCCGUGCUGCUUGCGGUUGCCGUGGCCGGCGGCUUCUUCGCCUUCUUGCACUAUUUCCGCCCUGCGAACUGCGUCCUCAUGACUGGGUUCGAGGUGGCACAGCGGCCGGCGUCCUACGAGGAGCUCACUCAGAGGCUCACGCGGGAGGCCGUGGGCUUCCUGGAGAGACACGCGCACGCGCCCUUCCUGCUCUUCCUCUCCUUCCUCCACGUCCACACUGCGCACUUCGCAGCCCCAAAAUUUGCCGGACGCAGCCGCCACGGGGUCUAUGGGGACGCAGUAGAGGAGCUGGACUGGAGUGUGGGGCAGAUCCUGGACGCGCUCGACCGCCUGGGCCUGGUGAACGACACGCUCGUCUACUUCACGUCUGACCACGGCGCCCACGUGGAGGAAGUGAGCGAGGAGGGCGAGGUGCACGGCGGCAGCAACGGGAUCUACAAAGGUGGCAAGGCCAACAACUGGGAGGGCGGCAUCCGCGUGCCCGGCGUCAUCCGCUUCCCGCGGGAGCUCGGCCGCGGCAUGGAGCUGGCGGAGCCCACGAGCCACAUGGACGUCUUCCCCACGGUGCUGGCGCUGGCGGGGGCGGAGCUUCCUGCUGACAGGAUCAUCGACGGCCGGGACCUGAUGCCGCUGCUGCGGGGGACACGCGUGCGGUCGGAGCACGAGUUCCUCUUCCACUACUGCAACGCCUACCUCAACGCCGUGCGCUGGCGGCCACGGGACGGCUCCGCCCUCUGGAAAGUCUUCUACUUCACACCCAACUUCGACCCGGGCGCCAACGGCUGCUUCUCCUCGCACCUGUGCUUCUGCUUCGGCAAACACAUCACGCGCCAUGACCCCCCACUGCUCUUCGACCUCACACGUGACCCCGGCGAACGCCGCCCCCUGACCCCGGAAUCCGAGCCGCGAUACCAUGCGGUCCUGGCGGCCGUGGGGGAGGCGGUGGCCGCGCACACACGCACGCUCGACCCCGCGGUACCCCAGCAGCUGUCGCUCGGCAACCUGGUGUGGAAGCCGUGGCUGCAGCUGUGAUGUCACGUGACACAUGCGUGACCCCUGUGUAACUCCAGCAAUAUCUGUCUCCGGGAUCACGUGACAAUCACGAACCCCCCCCCAGCACACGUGAACACAAAUGAAGGAUGCGGGCCUUGCACACCCGCCACACAUGAAGGACUCACACUCGCUGCCAAGCGCAAAGACACACGCUUGUGAAAACCCCAUGCAUGUGAACCCCGCUGUUCGGCUCGUGAUACACGCAUGUGCUACAGUCUUGACGCAGGUCUGACACACGCGUGUGAGCCCUAUGUGCACAUCCCGGCCAGUUCCAAUCAGUGUUUCCGUGAAGAUGGCGUGGAAUCCAGCGCCGCCCGACACACGUGUGCGGGCGCCAGGACACACGCAAAAUCCGCACUUUAUCAUUAUUUUAUUUUAUUUUCCUCUCAUGUUGACCCCACGUGGGACCUGGAAGAAAUGAACCCGCGAGUCCCAUCCGGCGUCCAUGGUAAAGGAAAUUUUUAACACAUGUGAAACACGCAAUCUCGUAUUUAAUCUCCCCCCAUCCACUGCGUCCACACAACACUGGAAUAA